Molecule: messenger RNA, 1497 nt
Organism: Exophiala oligosperma
Lineage: Eukaryota; Fungi; Ascomycota; Eurotiomycetes; Chaetothyriales; Herpotrichiellaceae
Exons: 2
Coding region: 1-1497 (498 amino acids)
Molecular function (GO): oxidoreductase activity; heme binding
Source: RefSeq, a predicted model, not a curated record
AUGUCGAAGCUCAUCGACUUUGCCGAAGUGCAGAAGCACAAGUCCAAGGAUUCGUGCUGGGUGAUAUUGUACGGGACGGUGUACGACGUCACCGACUUUUUGCCCAACCACCCGGGCGGCGCCAACAUCAUCCUCAAGCUCGCGGGAAAGGAUGCGACCGAGGAGUACGACCCGAUCCACCCUCCGGGGACUCUCGAAGAGAACCUCCCCGAGUCUGCGAAGAUCGGGCCCAUCGACCCCCAGACCCUCCCGGAACCCGUCAAGGCCGCGACGGACGUCGGACCUGAACCCAGCCCCAGCGACGAGAUCGAGCUGCCCCUCGCGGCGCUGUUGAACCUGGACGAGAUCGAGGCGGCGGCCAAGAAGAAGAUGUCCAAGAAGGGGUGGGCCUACUACUACUCGGCGGCCGACGACCUGGCGAGCAAGCACUUCAACAACACGGUCUACAGACAGAUCCUCCUGCGGCCGCGCGUGUUCGUGGACUGCGAGAAGUGUGACCUCGGCACGACGUUCUUGGGCCACAAGAUGGACCUGCCCGUCUUCGUGUCCCCCGCGGCCAUGGCGCGGCUGGCCCACCCGGACGGGGAGUGGGGGAUAGCGCAGGCGUGCAAGAAGUUUGGAACGAUCCAAAUCAUCUCCAACAACGCGAGUCAGACGCCCGAGCAGAUCGUCAAGGACGCCGGCCCGGGCCAGGUGUUUGGUUGGCAGCUCUACGUGCAGACGCAACGGAAAAAGUCAGAGGACAUGUUGGCACGGAUCAACAAACUGGACGCCAUCAAAUUUAUCUGUCUGACUCUGGACGCGCCCGUCCCCGGCAAGCGAGAGGACGACGAGCGUGGCAAGUUCAUCGUCGAAGACCACAGCGCGGCCAUCAAGGACGCCGGGGGCACGGAACUAAAAGGAGGCGGUGGCAUCGGACAGUCACUGUUCUUCGGGACCGACCCGACUCUGACUUGGACAAAAACCCUACCCUGGUUGAAGAAGCAUACAGACAAGCCCAUCAUCCUCAAGGGGCUACAGACUCACGAAGAUGCCUACCGCGCCGCCCAGCACUCGGACCAGGUCAAGGGCAUCAUCCUGUCGAACCACGGCGGCCGGGCCCUGGACACCGCGCCCCCAUCCAUCCACACCCUGAUGGAAAUUCACAAAUACUGCCCCGAGGUCCUCACCAAGAUCGAUGUCGUGGUCGAUGGAGGAAUUAAGCGAGGCACCGACGUCGUGAAGGCUUUGGCACUCGGAGCAAAGGCUGUCGGGUGUGGCCGCGGGGCGCUGUUCGGCUUGGCAGCUGGUGGUAUCGCCGGCGUCGAGCGUGUCCUUGAAAUCCUGCGGGACGAAACUGCCACGGCGGCACGAUUGCUGGGCGUCGAGAAAAUGUCGGAGCUCGGCCCUGUGCAUAUCAACACCAGGGCUGUUGAGAGAGACAUCUAUGAUGGCCCAGCGAACCUUCCUGGUUUCCAAGGCGCCAUGAAGGGCCUCUGGUCCAAGUCGAAGCUCUGA